AUGUCUGAGGAACGAACUGCCGCUUCUAGUGACAACGCAAAUUCUUUACUCUCAGAAGCCGAUAGUCCAGUAAUGGCACUAGGCCGUCGACCCAUUGAACGGAGUCAUCUUGAUCCUGGACUGCUGCUUGGACUUGAGCUCUUUCAGCAGGAUAACGAUGGACUUGGGUUCGAGUUAACUGGUACCAAGGCCUCGCCAAUUAAAUUUUUAGGGACUGUUUUUCAUGGCAAGAAAGAAGAUACCGGCCCUUCCUUUCAUUUCUCUAACAGAGAUUCGAACAAGGUUUGCUCGUUGACCGGAGGUAUCAAUCUCUUCGGCACAGAUAUUGGAAGCGUAUCCCUUGAUUAUAACGCGUCGACAUCUCUGUUCUGCGGAGAAUCGCAUGACUCUAAGCUUGAAUUCUUAUGGGAGCCCAUAGCCUUUGAGCUCACAAAGCAAGACGAAAACUACAUCCUGCGCUUUGCAAAAAUUCCGGCUAUCUUUAAGGAUUUAAUCAAAGCUAUGGAAAUUGCCAAGAAGAUCGAGGAGCUAAGUGAAGCAGAUGGCAGUCCGUGUGGAGUGAUCAAACUUGUUUUACCCGAGGGUUUGAGCACCGAAGUCAAGGUCGAAGUUACUCCUGAGGUUAUUGCAGGAGACACAUCAAAGCUUCAGCUCGAUAUCAAAGGCUCGUUAGAAGUUACCUUAUUGGAAAAAUCGGUCGGGGAUAUUGAGUUUGGUCAAAUCACGGUCACAAUCGACGUUUCCAAGCCGCUUGAUGGACUUUCUUCUACUCUUACCAGAGCGUUGACAAGCACCGAGUCUGUUAAUAAGAUUGUAGGGGAUUUGCUGAAGAAUAAAGCCAAGCUUGCUGAGGUCAUCGCAUUGGUGGCAACCGAAAAGUUAGCUUCAAAAGCUGUGACCACCCUUAUCUGUCGAGAUUUAUACAAGCCGAAAUUAAACGAGAAAGACCCACCCAAAGAUGACCAAAAGGAGCAGACUGAUGAUGAUGGGGGAUCAGAUGGGGAUGGAGGAGCCGGCGAUGGGGGAGCGGGUACGGGGGCAGGCGGAGCUGGAGGUGGUAGUGCCAUCUCCAAUUUGAUCGGCCCGUUGGUUGCUGGAGGCGCAAGUUUAUUGGGAGCAGCGGCAAGUUUGCUUGCCCAUACCUCUGGACCUGAUCAGCACUCGAGCAUAAAAAAAACCAAAGGGGUAGAUGGCCCCCCUCCUGAAUCAGGGGACUCGAUUGGAAAGGCCAUUAACAUAGCCCUCCGCAACGAUUUCAAGCGAUGGACUCAGUGCACCCGCAUAGAAGACGCUAUUGAUUCAGCCCUAGCAUGUGCUCUAGAGUAUCGUCAGGCCAUAGCCCUUCUCCGAAAGAUCCUUAGAUCUAAGAACAUUGUCAAGAACUUGGGGAACAGCGUCUACAAAGACUACACACAGCGCCUUUCCAUGCUCAUCUACGAUUUCUCGACGCUCAGCACCGAUUUCGCAGUACAAUGGUUAGACAUGUCCGAAUACCAAAUUUCUAUGAAGGCCAGCCCAUCCAAACACGAUGGCUCCACUCGCAAACUCGAGAUAUCGUGGUCUAGAAUGGUCUUGAAACAAAACACUGGCGCCCUUGUUACUGUCAUGAUAGAUGACCAGCCCGGACCCUUGACGCUCAAAUGCGUCGAGAACACCAACACCAUUGUCGUCGAUAUUCCUGACUAUAGUCGGACCAAACAGCUAAACAUCACGGUUAUUGUGUCGACAGCUGUGUUGGCUCAGGGGGGCGAUCCUAAGUACACCUUCUAUAGUCAGGGCAAGCCAACCGUUGCGACAAUCAAAGAGGAGCCUCCUACUACGGCAAUCCUGAACAUCAAAGACUACUUCCCGGAAAGUAUAUCUAUACCUGGCGACCCCAUGACUUACACCGCUUUCUGUGACAAUACGCCGCUGGUUAUAACUGGUACCUAUUUACAUUGGCCUGUGAAAAUACAGAAUCCUGACAACAAGAGUGCUUGGGCAUUCCUUUCUCAGAACAUCGAAGCGCCUCACGAAUAUAAGGUUUCAAAGCAACCCGGACCGAUCAUCCCAGACCUUGUUGAUAUCAAGUUCGAUGGCGAGUGGCCUGAUACUAAGGUCUCACUACUUUCAACCGAAGAAAAGAAAUUGUCGAUACCACUUGCCGAACUAUUGAGGCCAGAGCUUUAUUUGAAGUAUCGUCACGUUCUAAUUGCGCGUCGUGACGCAAGCUUUCAACCCCAGCUCGAAGGGCUGAGUUACAUCAAAUCUGUGCCCGAUAUUAAGCAAUACCCAGUAAUCCUAUUCGGGACUGCUACUUUAUGGCCGGUGCUCUUCGUUGACCAACGGCCGUGUCUAUCAUUGCAAGGCUAUGAUGGCAACAAGGAACACCUUAUCACAUUUGGCUACAAUUUCGUUUCGUCAUUCAGUUUGCCAGUUGAUGCAAAACCAAAGGAACCAUUCGUUCUCAUCACUAAAAUCGCAAUUAAUCAAGACAAAACACGAUCGGACGAAUAUGAGUGGGUGGAUGUCUACGGUGAUUCGGAUAAACUGCUGGUCAAGAUCAACACUGAACUCUGGAAUACAAUGGACUGGCAAAUCGACACUGGAAGAAAGGAUUAA
Molecule: messenger RNA, 2601 nt
Organism: Rhizoctonia solani
Lineage: Eukaryota; Fungi; Basidiomycota; Agaricomycetes; Cantharellales; Ceratobasidiaceae
Exons: 6
Coding region: 1-2601 (866 amino acids)
Source: RefSeq, a predicted model, not a curated record